AUGGCAGGAGACAUGACCCAGAGAAUUGAUGAUGUGGUGCAGAUUAUAUUUGGCCUGAUAUGGACGGCACUGAGCAUUGCCAUGAUUGCUGUAGGGGCUGUUUUCUUAACGCAGUGCCCAGCCCAGCCCAUGAUCCCAAUCUACCUGAUCGUGGCCGGGGUAUUCAGCUUCUCUUUCUGGAUAUUUUUGCCCCUGGAGUGGUUUGCUCCCUGCCUGAGAAAGAUCCUCAUGUUUCUUAUAUCUCUGUUCAUCUUUGCCUGGUUUAUUGCAGGUAGCGUCUGGGUUUUCAGAAUAUACAACAACGAUCCAAGGCAAUGCCAGAUAAAUAUGUACCUCUUUGCAUUUGCGGUCCUGAUCAUACAGUACAUCUUUAUAGGAUUGGCGGUGAUUUACUGCCUGAUUUCCUGUUUCUGUUCAGUGAUUCUAAGUCAGUCCAACAUACAUAGAGACACAAGCACAACACAAAUGAUUUUAGAUGCUAAUGUGCCAAUGAUGGGAAUUCAUCCUGUUCACCUGGAGCUGGAAAAUGUUUAA
Bombina bombina (fire-bellied toad) is the source of this 534-nucleotide messenger RNA. Its product is annotated as transmembrane protein 272-like. The transcript is spliced from 5 exons. The record is from RefSeq and is a predicted model, not a curated record. Lineage: Eukaryota; Metazoa; Chordata; Amphibia; Anura; Bombinatoridae. The coding region runs from base 1 to 534 and encodes 177 amino acids.